GCGCCGUUUCCCCAUUUUCCUCCUUUUUUUAGUCCCAUUUCAUUGAUCAUUGGUCACUUUUCUUUUUACCCUUUGUUUUUCAUAAAUCUUCUGACAACCUCAACUACUUCAGCUAACAGGGAAAAAGAACAUGCUUGGUCCAACACCAAUUUCUAACUGGCUUGGAAUUCUCCUGGGAGAAAAAUUCUUUGAUCCUUGUAUUGUUCAUGAAUCUGCCAAGAAAAAUGACAAGAACGUUUUUUGCUUGAAUUGUUGCAUUACCAUCUGCCCCCAUUGCUUGCCCCUUUACAGUCCUCAUCGUCGCUUACAGAUAAGGAGAUACGUUUAUCAAGAUGUUAUAAGGCUAAGUGAUGCUCAAAAGCUGAUAAAUUGUUCUCUUGUCCAACCCUACACAACAAACAGUGCCAAAGUAGUGUUUUUGAAUGAAAGGCCAAUGUCUCGCCCUUUUAGAGGAUCUGGUAAUUUCUGUAUACAAUGUGAUCGCAACCUUCAAGACCCAUUUCUCUUUUGCUCCAUCUCUUGCAAGGUCAAUUACAUAGAGAUUGCCAAACCUGGAGGGAAGUUAGACCCAAGCAAUGAACUACUAACAUUUUACUAUAAAACAAGAACUGAUGUUAGCUUCCUAGAGCUUGAAGAUGAUCCUCAAAUGAGUCCUUGCAAGCCAUUAUCACUUGUUCGUGCCACAAAUGAGUUAGUGAAGAAGAAGAACAACAAGGUCAAGAAACGAAGCUGCAUUUUAAUUCCUCAAGCUGAGAGUAUUAGCCGCAGGAAAGGUGUGCCUCAUAGAUCACCUUUGAAUUGAAUGCCAUAGGAAAGAAAAAAAUUACUAGUAAUGAUGCCUUGAAAAGCUCAAUGUGUUGUGCGUUUUUAGUAGGAAAAUGAAAAUGAUUUGUGGGGUAAGUUUUGACAUGACUGGAAAUUAAUGGC
Messenger RNA from Hibiscus syriacus, 927 nucleotides. RefSeq lists its product as uncharacterized. Bases 131 to 802 code for a protein of 223 amino acids. The transcript is spliced from 5 exons. NCBI's taxonomy places the organism in Eukaryota, Viridiplantae, Streptophyta, Magnoliopsida, Malvales, Malvaceae. The record is from RefSeq and is a predicted model, not a curated record.